GGGGGGCGGGGAGGCGAGGGGGUGGUGCGGGCGCCAGAAAAGCCCGAGCCCACAGCCGGCCCUGCGCAGGGAUGGGCAGCGCGCUCUCAAGUGUGUGACCGCCGCCGCCAACUCCCGGCCGGGCCCGGGACGCAGCGAGCGAGCGCCGGCCUCGGACCCCGCAGCUGGAGGGCGAGGCCGCUGUGCCGGGCCCAGCGCCCUUUCUCGGCUGCAGGCGUCCGUGCUCCCGGCCCGGUGCCCGAUCGGGGUUCAUGGAGCCGGGGCUGUGGCUCCUCUUCGGGCUCACAGUGACCUCCGCCGCAGGACUGGUGCCUCGCCCCCAGCCUGGGGACGCUGGCAAGAGCGGCAUGCCUGGGCCCCCCACCGCAGCCAGAUCUGAGGGGGACAUCGAGGAGAUUGUGGCCACUACUGCAGUGCAGGGUUUGAUUCCCAGACGCCCUGGGCAGGAGCAGAAACCGGGUCGGUUUGGGGAGCAGGCAUCCAAGGGGGGUCCUGUGCACCGCCGCGCGAGGCGCUGUACGUGCUUCACCUACAAGGACAAGGAGUGUGUCUACUAUUGCCACCUGGACAUCAUCUGGAUCAACACUCCUGAACGGACUGUGCCCUAUGGACUGUCCAACUACAGAGGAAGCUUCCGGGGAAGGAGGUCCACAGGGCCGUUCCCGCAGAGCCCGCAGCCCUCCGAGUGGACCCCACGCUGCUCCUGUGAGCAGAGCCAGGACAGCGCCUGCUUGCACUUCUGCGCCCGCAGCCCGGCUGUCAGCAGGAACUCAAGGACGGCAACAAAUCCUGACAAAGAAGAGCCAGCCAGCGGUGCCAGCGGAGGCCUGCGUCCGAGGAGGUGAAACUGCUUUCUGAGGCGUCACACCCUUGGGGACAAGGAGGGCGUGAGGGUGGCAUGUGGUCGUGGGGACAGCCGGUGGGAGCCCCAGCACGCACGGGGUGCGGCAUCCACGGGGGACAGGGCCUUUGGUACAUUAUCUCCGGGGACAGAGCAGGCUGGAGCUGUGGACAGUCCCUGUCACUGCCCGGCCCCUGGGCAGCCACUCUCUCUCACAGAAUUGACCCCUUGCAUCCCUUGCAGCUUCGGAGCCGCGACAGCCGGCUCUGGACUUCACUGGGCCUGGCCCAGACACAGCUAGCUGGCCUGCUGCUCGGACACAACCCUCCCCCGACCCCAACACCCCCGGCUCAUUUACCUGGGCCCAGGUGUCGCCUUUUCCAGAGGCAACAUGUGGUCAUUACCAAAAAAAA
This is a messenger RNA of Lontra canadensis (Northern American river otter), 1254 nucleotides long. RefSeq names its product endothelin 3 (gene EDN3). The transcript has 4 exons. NCBI's taxonomy places the organism in Eukaryota, Metazoa, Chordata, Mammalia, Carnivora, Mustelidae. Gene Ontology annotation, molecular function: hormone activity; endothelin B receptor binding. The record is from RefSeq and is a predicted model, not a curated record. Gene Ontology annotation, biological process: regulation of vasoconstriction; regulation of systemic arterial blood pressure by endothelin; intracellular calcium ion homeostasis. Bases 252 to 845 code for a protein of 197 amino acids. Gene Ontology annotation, cellular component: extracellular region.